Molecule: messenger RNA, 2277 nt
Organism: Gastrolobium bilobum
Lineage: Eukaryota; Viridiplantae; Streptophyta; Magnoliopsida; Fabales; Fabaceae
Product: serine/threonine-protein kinase BSK3-like
Exons: 11
Coding region: 554-2029 (491 amino acids)
Biological process (GO): brassinosteroid mediated signaling pathway; protein phosphorylation
Molecular function (GO): protein kinase activity; ATP binding; protein binding
Source: RefSeq, a predicted model, not a curated record
UUAAGCUUUGAGCGUCUCAAACAACACUAUUUAAUCUCCUUAGUUGAUUCUGUUCAUAAAAAUAUAAUUUUUAUUUUAUUUUUAUUUUUGGGGUUUUAAUAGUUUACUUGAUCUGUUGGAACAGAGAGGGGGUGGUUUUGGAAAGUCUUAUUUUUUCUGGGGAGAAAAGAUUUGUGGGAUUUGAUUGGAUCGAGGAAAAGACUCGAACUUUGGUUCUGGGGGCGAAAAUGUGGAUCUUGUAAAAGCUGUUGAUUUGUUCGAGAAAGAAAAGAAAAGAACAAAAAAAGAAAGAGAUAUUUUUUUUUUCAGCUUCUGGAGGUUCAACUUUUUCCUCUUCCAUUGGAGAAGAUUGUAAGAAGUUUAAAGAUACAUGAGCUUUGGUAACCAGUCAUUAAAGCCAAACAUGAAGGUCUCUUGUGGCAGUGCAUAAGGUUGAUAAAGUCCAGGUGGAGCUGAGUGAGUGGUGGUUGCCAUUUUCAGAUAUUCGGAAAAGACGUAUCAUUGAAAGUGGAAGAGGUUUCUGUUACUCAAAGUUUGAUUUUAGCAUAUCAAAAUGGGGAUUCAGUGCUCUAGACUCAUCCCAUGUUGUGUGAAUUCACAAGUUAAGGCUUCUGUUCUUGAAACUCCAGAUGCUGAAAAUGAGGAUAGAACUGAGGUCAGUAACUGGCCUACAUUCCGUGAAUUUACAUUGGAGCAACUUAAGAAUGCAACAUCUGCUUUUGCUGUUGAGAAUAUUGUAUCUGAACAUGGAGAGAAGGCUCCAAAUGUUGUUUAUAAAGGGAAGCUGGAGAAUCAAACGAGGAUUGCUGUUAAGCGGUUUAAUAGAAAUGCUUGGCCUGAUGCUCGGCAGUUUUUGGAGGAAGCAAGAUCAGUUGGUCAGCUUCGUAACCAAAGAUUGACAAAUUUGCUAGGUUGUUGUUGUGAAGGAGAAGAGAGGUUGCUUGUAGCAGAAUAUAUGCCCAAUGAAACACUUGCAAAGCACCUUUUCCAUUGGGAAAUGCAACCCAUGAAAUGGGCAAUGCGACUAAGAGUUGUUCUACAUCUUGCACAAGCUCUAGAGUACUGCACAAGCAAAGGGCGUGCCCUCUAUCAUGACCUUAAUGCAUAUAGAGUUCUAUUUGAUGCGGAUGGUAAUCCUAGGCUUUCAACUUUUGGCCUGAUGAAAAAUAGCAGAGAUGGGAAAAGCUAUAGCACAAAUUUGGCAUUUACCCCUCCAGAGUAUCUCAGAACUGGGAGAGUAACCCCAGAAAGCGUAAUAUAUAGCUUUGGUACUCUUUUGCUUGACCUUCUCAGUGGGAAGCAUAUCCCGCCAAGUCACGCCCUCGAUUUGAUCCGGGAUAGAAAUCUUCAGAUGCUUACAGAUUCUUGUUUGGAAGGUCAAUUUUCUGAUGAUGAUGGAACUGAGUUGGUACGCUUGGCAUCUCGAUGUUUACAGUAUGAACCUAGAGAGCGGCCUAAUCCAAAAUCACUGGUUGUUGCUUUGGCUCCUCUUCAGAAGGAAACAGAGGUUCCUUCACAUGUCUUGAUGGGUAUCCCACAUAGUGCUACUUUUGCUUCCUUGUCUCCACUUGGCGAAGCAUGCUUUAGAAAGGACUUAACUGCCAUACAUGAAGUUCUGGAAAAUACUGGCUACAAAGAUGAUGAAGGAGUGGCAAAUGAGUUAUCAUUCCAGAUGUGGACUGAUCAAAUGCAGGAAACAUUAAAUUGUAAGAAAAAAGGGGAUGUUGCUUUCCGCCAGAAAGAUUUCAGAUUAGCAAUUGACUGCUACACGCAGUUCAUUGAUGGUGGAACAAUGGUUUCUCCAACAGUCUAUGCACGACGCAGUUUGUGUUAUCUGAUCAAUGACAUGCCUCAGGAAGCACUGAACGAUGCAAUGCAAGCACAAGUCGUAUCCCCUGUAUGGCACAUUGCAUCUUAUCUUCAAUCUGUUGCCCUUGCAGGACUUGGGAUGGAGAAUGAAGCCCAAGUAGCAAUUAAAGAGGGCACAACACUUGAAGCCAAGAGGAAUGCAACUCCUAAACAAAAGUGAAGACUUUGUACAGAGAAAAUUUCUUGCUGAUUGUGUUCUGCUUGAUGACUACUUACCCCACAAAUUUGAUUAUAAAUUUCAUCUUCCAUAUCAUAGAAAAAGUUGCAUGUGUUUGAAUAGUUCUUUAAGAAACAAUGAUUGGAUGAGUGUUGGUAACACCCCCUCCCCCUUUUUAUUGGGUCGGCUAGGAUGUUCAUUUUGUUCCAUGAUUUGAUUGAUAUGAAUCCAAACUUUAGCAAUUUUUUUUU